GACGCAUGCAGCUUCCCUCGUCGGGGAAGACGACGUACGACCCCGACGUACUACGCGCCCACGCACGCACGACGGGACGGCCGGCCUCCUCACCUCGCUCGCUCGCGCCGCGCCGCUCGCCGGCAAAUCCACCACGCCAUGGCGUUCCCUGCACCCUCCUCCUCCUCCCCUCGCCGCCGCGGCCGCGGCCUCGCCUACCUCCUCGUCUCCGUCCUCCUGCUCGCGUCCCGCGUGCCGGGCGCCGCCGGCGCGGACUCGGAGUUCGAGGACGGCGUCUCGCCCAAGUUCCCCGGCUGCGACAACCCCUUCCAGAAGGUGAAGGUGACGUACUGGGUGGACGGCGACGAGAGGAGCAGCCUGACCGGGAUCACGGCGAGGUUCGGCGAGGUGCUGCCGGCCACCGGCUCCGACGGCGACAAGCGGAAGGCCGUGGUCCCCGCCCCGAAGACCGGCUGCGCCAAGUCAUCCGCGCCGCUUGCUAGCUCCAUUGCCGUGGCGGAGCGCGGGGAGUGCACGUUCCUGGAGAAGGCCAAGACGGCGGAGUCCGGCGGCGCCGCCGCGCUGCUCCUCAUCAACGACGAGGACGAUUUGCAGAAGAUGGUGUGCACCCAGAACGACACGGUCCCUAACAUUGGCAUCCCGGUCGUGAUGGUAUCCCAGUCUGCCGGUCGCAAGAUCCUCUCCGGCAUGGACGGUGGGGCAAAGGUUGACAUUCUGAUGUAUGCGCCGGAGAAGCCGAGUUUCGAUGGCGCUAUACCUUUCCUCUGGCUGAUGGCCGUCGGCAGCGUGGCCUGUGCGUCCGUUUGGUCCUUCGUCGUCGUCGGCGACGAGGAUAAGAAUGCUCCUACACUGGGUGGAGAAGAAGCUGCUGACUCUGAAAUCGUGGAGCUGCAGACCAAAACCGCGCUCGUGUUCAUCGUCACCGCGUCGCUUGUCCUGCUGUUCCUGUUCUUCUUCAAAUCCACCUGGUCUGCAUGGCUGCUGGUUGUGCUGUUCUGCCUCAGUGGUCUCCAGGGAUUGCACUAUGUUGCCUCGACUCUAAUUGUAAGAACUUGUGAUCGGUGCCGCGAAGCAAAAGUAGCUCUUCCUGUAUUAGGGAACGUGACAGUGGUUACACUUGUCAUCCUACCACUAGCUUUGAUCUUCGUUGUCGUUUGGGCUGUACACCAGAAUUCACCGUUUGCUUGGGUUGGUCAGGAUCUUAUGGGCAUCUGCAUGAUGAUUCUUGUAUUGCAAGUGGUCCAUCUGCCAAAUAUCAAAGUUGCAACAGCGCUUCUUGUGAGCGCUUUCAUGUAUGACAUUUUUUGGGUGUUCAUAUCACCUUUCAUAUUCAAGAAAAGUGUCAUGAUCACAGUUGCUCGUGGUAGCGAUGAGGGACCUAGCCUUCCCAUGGUUCUGAAGAUGCCAAAGGAGUUUGAUACAUGGAAUGGCUAUGACAUGAUCGGAUUUGGGGACAUUCUUUUCCCAGGACUACUUGUUGCUUUCAGUUUCAGGUAUGACAGAGCAAAUGGAAAGGACUUGACUGACGGCUAUUUCCUCUGCCUAAUGAUCGGUUACGCCUUCGGUUUGUCAUGCACAUAUGUUGGCCUGUACCUAAUGAAGAGUGGACAGCCAGCUCUCCUCUACCUAGUCCCAUCAACACUAGGAACUAUUGUCACGCUAGGUGCGAAAAGAGGAGAGCUAAGUCAGCUCUGGAAUGCUAAAGUAUAGCUUGUGAAAUAUUGAUACUUGCUUGCAGUCUUGCAGCAUUGUACUAGUUAGAGAAGCGAUCAUUGAUCUGUAUAUGAGAAUAUCUGAUGGUUGUUGGUAAAUAUAUCAUGCCAACCAUCUGCACGAACUUUGGUUAGAUUUCUUUUUUCAGUGUACACUUACCAUGAAUGGUGGUUAUUAGUGCGAAGCAGUAUGCUCUGGCUGUAAAUGUCAUGGCUGUGAUGUAAAUGUGAACAGAAUUAUAUUCUCUGUGUCUUGAUGUGUUCUUAGCUGGGUGUAAUAUAAAAAAUCCACUUUGUUUCAGAAACUUCA
Oryza sativa Japonica Group (Japanese rice) is the source of this 2022-nucleotide messenger RNA. Lineage: Eukaryota; Viridiplantae; Streptophyta; Magnoliopsida; Poales; Poaceae. The record is from RefSeq and is a predicted model, not a curated record.